Phalaenopsis equestris is the source of this 369-nucleotide messenger RNA. NCBI's taxonomy places the organism in Eukaryota, Viridiplantae, Streptophyta, Magnoliopsida, Asparagales, Orchidaceae. The record is from the annotation of a RefSeq genome assembly.
AUGAUUCAACCUCAGACCCUUUUGAAUGUAGCGGAUAACAGUGGAGCUCAAAAAUUAAUGUGUAUUCGAAUCAUAGGAACUGGUAAUCACCGAUAUGCUCAUCUUGGCAAUGUUAUUGUUGCUGUAAUCAAAGAAGCAGUGCCCAACAUGCCUCUAGAAAGAUCAGAAAUAAUUAGAGCUGUGAUUGUACGCACAUGUAAAGAACUCAAACGUGACAACGGCCUGAUAAUACGAUAUGAUGACAAUGCAGCGGUUAUCAUUGAUCAAGAAGGAAAUCCAAAAGGAACUCGAAUUUUUGGUGCAAUUGCUCGAGAAUUGCGACAGUUGAAUUUUACUAAAAUCGUUUCAUUAGCACCCGAAGUCUUAUAG